ACGGCGCAGAUUUGAGACUGGAGAUUCGAGCUGCAAAGCCGACUUCCUUUGGUAUCGCUACUCUCAUCUCAUUCUCCGGUUGAAACUUUUUCCCCGUGUUUUACAUCGAAUAUCCAGUUUCCCCUGUGGUUUCGCUCUGUCGUAUCUCGGCAGCUGAAGCAUGGCGACUUUUGCCAAGCCUGAGAAUGCACUGAAGCGUGCAGAUGAACUCAUCAAUGUCGGCCAGAAGCAAGAUGCCCUCCAGGCGCUUCACGAUCUCAUUACCUCCAAGAGAUACAGAGCUUGGCAGAAGCCUCUUGAAAAAAUCAUGUUCAAGUAUCUGGAUCUUUGUGUUGACCUGAGGAGGGGCCGGUUUGCCAAGGAUGGGUUGAUCCAGUACCGUAUUGUUUGCCAGCAAGUGAACGUGAGUUCAUUGGAAGAAGUGAUCAAGCACUUCCUACAUCUGGCCACCGAGAAAGCAGAGCAGGCCCGUAGCCAGGCAGAAGCCCUUGAGGAGGCACUUGAUGUGGAUGACCUUGAAGCAGAUAAGAGGCCUGAAGAUUUGAUGCUUAGUAUUGUCAGUGGGGAGAAGGGAAAAGACAGGUCUGACCGUGAGCUGGUCACUCCAUGGUUCAAGUUUUUGUGGGAGACCUACAGGACAGUUCUUGAGAUCUUGCGAAACAACUCAAAGUUGGAAGCUUUGUAUGCGAUGACUGCACAUAGAGCCUUCCAGUUCUGUAAGCAGUAUAAAAGAACUACUGAGUUUCGGAGGCUCUGCGAAAUUAUCAGAAAUCAUUUAGCCAAUCUUAACAAAUACAGAGACCAAAGGGACCGGCCUGAUUUAUCAGCCCCUGAGAGCUUGCAACUUUAUCUGGAGACAAGAUUUGAGCAGCUAAAAGUUGCGACUGAGCUUGGACUGUGGCAGGAAGCUUUUCGUUCAGUGGAAGAUAUUUAUGGGUUGAUGUGCAUGGUCAAGAAAACGCCCAAGUCAUCUUUGUUGAUGGUUUAUUAUUCCAAACUGACUGAGAUUUUCUGGAUUUCAUCUAGCCAUCUUUACCAUGCUUAUGCAUGGUUCAAGCUGUUUAGCCUUCAGAAAAAUUUCAACAAGAACUUGAGCCAAAAGGACUUGCAACUAAUUGCAUCAUCUGUUGUCUUGGCGGCUUUAUCUGUUCCGCCCUUUGAUCAUGCUCUCGGUGCAUCCCAUUUGGAGCUUGAGAAUGAGAAAGAACGCAAUUUGAGGAUGGCCAACCUCAUAGGUUUCAAUCUGGAACCUAAGUUUGAGGGCAGGGAUAUGCUUUCCCGGUCAGCGCUUUUAUCUGAGCUGGUGUCUAGAGGCGUUUUGAGCUGUGCAACUCAGGAGGUCAAAGAUCUUUUCCAUCUUUUGGAGCACGAGUUUCACCCUCUUGAUCUUGGUUCCAAGAGUCAGCCUUUGUUGGAUAAGAUUUCCAAACUUGGUGGGAAGCUAUCUUCAGCCCCCUCUUUACCUGAAGUCAAGCUGUCUCAGUACGUUUCUGCUUUGGAGAAGCUCGCUACUCUCAGGCUGCUUCAGCAGGUGUCACAGAUUUAUCAGACUAUAAAAAUUGAGAGUUUAUCUCAGUUGAUCCCUUUCUUCGACUUCUCAGUUGUUGAGAAGAUAUCAGUUGAUGCUGUGAAGAACAAUUUCACUACCAUGAAAGUUGACCACAUGAAGGGUGUUGUCAUUUUUGGAAAUUUGGGUAUUGAGUCUGACGGUCUGCGGGAUCAUCUGGCUAUUCUUGCUGAGUCUUUGAACAAAGUAAGAGCUAUGCUAUAUCCUGCUCCAAGUAAAGCAUCAAAACUGGGUGACAUAUUACCAACUCUGGGAGAGACCGUGGAAAAGGAGCACAAAAGGCUGAUUGCGCGGAAAACAAUUAUUGAGAAAAGGAAGGAAGAACUAGAGCGUCAUCAAUUGGAAAUGGUAUUUGUUUUAUGCAAACAUCGUUCAUACUUGACCUCAGGCCUGCUGAACCUGAAAAUAAUUUUCUUCUUACGUUUAAAGGAACGGGAAGAGGAGCAAAGAAGGCUUAAACUUCAGAGGAUAACUGAAGAGGCAGAACAGAAGAGACUUGCUGCAGAGCUUGAGGAGAGAAGGAGACAAAGGAUUCUUCGGGAGAUAGAAGAGAGGGAGCUUGAAGAAGCACAAGCAUUGCUGGAGGACACUGAAAAACGCCUGAAGAAGGGCAAAAAGAAGACUCUUUUAGAUGGAGAGAAGGUGACCAAAAAAAGUGUGAUGGCAAGGGCCUUAAGUGAGCAGCUGAAGGAGAGGCAAGAAAUGGAGAAGAAGCUCCAAAAACUUGCCAAAACUAUGGAUUAUUUGGAGCGUGCAAAAAGAGAAGAGGCAGCUCCGUUGAUUGAAGCUGCGUAUCAACGACGUUUAGUCGAAGAAAGGGAGCUUCAUGAACGCGAGCAACAGCGUGAGGUUGAGCUCAGCAGGGAGCGUCACGAGAGUGACCUGAAGGAAAAGAACAGAUUGGCCAGAAUGCUGGAUAGUAAGAAUGUAUUCCAGGAGAGAGUGAUUAAACGUAGACAAGCAGAAUUUGACCGGCUAAGGGCAGAGAAAGAGGAGCGCAUCAACCAGAUAAUACAAGCUAGGAAACAGGAAAGAGAUAUUAAAAGAAAGCAGAUAUUCUAUUUGACAUGCGAAGAAGAAAGAAUAACGAAGCUGCGAGAAGAAGAAGAAUCUCGCAAGCGCGAAGAGGCUGAGAGGAAGAGAAAGGAGGAAGCGGAGCGCAAAGCUAAGUUGGAUGAGAUUGCUGAGAAGCAAAGGCAGAGAGAGCGGGAAGCCGAGGAGAAGGAGAGGCUGAGGCGAGACGCCCUGAUGAAACCAACCGAAGCUCCACCUCCUCGUUUCUCAGAGCCUGCCAUUGCUGCUCCAGCUGCCGUAGCCACAGCUGCUGCUGCUGCUCCAGCCGCAGCACCAGCCUCUGCUCCUAACCAGUACGUUCCCAGGUUCAGGCUUCAAACCACCGGAGGUUCGGGCUCGGGUUCAGGAGCAGCAGCACCUCCACCUGCGGAAUCUGACCGAUGGGGCGGGAGCAGUGCCAACAGGGCACCACCUGCAGGGGAUGACCACUGGGGAAGCAGGGGACCGCCGUCUCAGAGACCUGACCGGUGGGCCAGCAGCAGGGCCGCCCCUCCUGCGGCUGAAGGAGGGGACCGCUGGGGUGGCCCGAGGGGAGAACGCCAGAGCGACACUUGGCGUGGUGAUGACCGUCGACCCUCGUUCGGGAGUGGCUCCAGGGGAUCACUCUCGUCCAGGUACUCGCAACGCUGAUGAUGCGGCCGCCGUGUGUUAUGGGAAUUUUGGUCUCUCUCUCUCUUGCUGCAUGUUUUUGCAUCAUAAAACGCCUAAAACGUCUGGUGGGAUACUUUGGACUUGAAUGUUAUUGUUUUAUUUUUCGGCGAUGAGACACGGUGGUUGGUCUUUCAGACUCGGUGGUUUCGCUGCGUUAUGUUGUAAAACCUUUGCCCUGAAGGUCUUUGUUUCCAUUGUCGCGUCU
This is a messenger RNA of Tarenaya hassleriana, 3497 nucleotides long. RefSeq names its product eukaryotic translation initiation factor 3 subunit A. The transcript is spliced from 13 exons. Gene Ontology annotation, biological process: formation of cytoplasmic translation initiation complex; translation reinitiation. The record is from RefSeq and is a predicted model, not a curated record. Gene Ontology annotation, cellular component: eukaryotic translation initiation factor 3 complex, eIF3e; multi-eIF complex; eukaryotic translation initiation factor 3 complex, eIF3m. Bases 161 to 3271 code for a protein of 1036 amino acids. Gene Ontology annotation, molecular function: translation initiation factor activity; mRNA binding. Lineage: Eukaryota; Viridiplantae; Streptophyta; Magnoliopsida; Brassicales; Cleomaceae.